UAGAUGGUAGCGCUUUCUUCGUCUGGGCUUCGUCUGUGUGGUUUAGCUCCUUCAAAAGGAACAACAAUUCCUGUUGGGUGUGAUUUUAGGCUAUUCCUUGACUAAGUGCAGUACUCUGCCCUUUAGCCUGGGCGGUGGCAUCUGACUGAAGCUGGGAGGCAGUCCAACCCUAGGCCAGUAGGAUUGGAAACUCUAGGGAGAAGCAGGGCGAGAGGCGUGGUGUGGGCGUGACCGUCUCAAGACCAGGCCACGCCUCCUUCGCCUCUCUGGGCUGCGCAAGCGCGUGGUGGGCUGUGAGCUGUCAGGAUCCUAGCAGCGGGAGGCAGGGAUCGGACAUCGGUGCAGGUACUCCGCCGUGUGAGCCCAGCACAGCGACAACCGGGACAAGUGUUUCGAGGCCUGGGCUGCCUGCCAGGUCACAGAGUCGAACAGGGACCUGUGGGGCAGUUGGCCGCACAGGCAAGAUGGGGAACCGGGAGAUGGAAGAGCUGAUCCCUCUGGUGAACCGUCUGCAGGACGCUUUCUCGGCUCUGGGACAGAGCUGUCUGCUAGAGCUGCCACAGAUCGCCGUGGUGGGCGGCCAGAGCGCCGGCAAGAGCUCAGUGCUCGAGAAUUUCGUGGGCAGGGACUUUCUUCCUCGAGGCUCAGGCAUUGUAACCAGACGGCCUCUUGUACUCCAGCUUGUCACCUCCAAAGCAGAAUAUGCCGAGUUUCUACAUUGCAAAGGAAAAAAAUUUACAGAUUUUGAUGAAGUUCGACAUGAGAUCGAAGCAGAAACAGACCGAGUAACAGGAGUGAAUAAAGGCAUCUCUUCUAUACCCAUUAACCUCCGAGUCUACUCUCCCCACGUGUUAAAUCUAACGCUAAUCGACCUACCUGGAAUUACGAAAGUGCCUGUGGGAGACCAGCCGCCGGAUAUUGAGUAUCAGAUCAGAGAUAUGAUUAUGCAGUUCAUCACAAGGGAGAACUGUCUGAUUUUGGCUGUCACACCAGCCAACACCGAUCUUGCGAACUCGGAUGCACUGAAGCUAGCCAAAGAAGUUGAUCCUCAAGGUCUGAGGACCAUUGGCGUGAUCACCAAGCUGGAUCUCAUGGAUGAAGGAACAGAUGCCAGGGAUGUACUGGAGAACAAGCUGCUGCCUCUUCGCAGGGGCUACGUGGGGGUGGUCAACAGAAGCCAGAAGGACAUAGAUGGAAAGAAAGACAUUAAGGCAGCCAUGUUGGCAGAAAGGAAAUUUUUUCUUUCUCACCCGGCAUACAGACACAUUGCUGAUCGUAUGGGGACCCCACACCUCCAGAAGGUCCUGAAUCAGCAACUUACCAACCAUAUUCGAGAUACCCUGCCCAACUUCAGGAACAAGCUACAGGGGCAGCUGCUCUCCAUAGAACAUGAAGUUGAAGCCUUCAAAAACUUCAAACCGGAAGACCCCACAAGGAAGACCAAAGCCCUGCUGCAGAUGGUCCAACAGUUCGCUGUGGACUUUGAGAAGAGAAUCGAAGGGUCAGGAGAUCAAGUAGACACCUUAGAGCUCUCUGGCGGUGCUAAGAUCAACCGCAUUUUCCACGAACGCUUUCCUUUUGAGAUAGUGAAGAUGGAGUUCAAUGAGAAAGAACUGAGAAGAGAAAUAAGCUAUGCAAUCAAAAACAUACAUGGGAUCAGGACAGGGUUGUUUACUCCAGAUAUGGCGUUUGAGGCAAUAGUCAAAAAGCAGAUAGUAAAACUGAAAGGGCCUUCCUUGAAGAGUGUGGACCUGGUAAUGCAGGAGCUGAUCAACACCGUGAAGAAGUGUACCAAGAGGCUGGCAAACUUCCCCAGACUCUGUGAAGAAACAGAAAGGAUUGUUGCUAACCACAUCCGUGAGAGAGAAGGCAAGACAAAGGAUCAGGUCCUGCUACUGAUUGACAUUCAAGUCUCUUACAUUAACACCAACCAUGAGGACUUCAUCGGCUUUGCAAAUGCUCAGCAGAGGAGCAGUCAGGUUCACAAGAAAAGCACAAUUGGAAAUCAGGGAACCAAUCUUCCGCCUUCACGGCAAAUUGUGAUUCGUAAGGGCUGGCUGACCGUCAGCAACAUUGGCAUCAUGAAAGGGGGCUCGAAGGGCUACUGGUUUGUCCUCACUGCAGAAAGCUUGUCCUGGUAUAAAGAUGAUGAGGAGAAAGAAAAGAAAUACAUGCUUCCCCUGGACAACCUGAAGGUCCGGGAUGUGGAGAAGGGCUUCAUGUCCAGCAAGCACGUCUUUGCACUCUUCAACACAGAGCAAAGGAAUGUAUACAAAGACUAUCGCUUCCUGGAGCUGGCCUGUGAUUCCCAGGAAGACGUGGACAGCUGGAAGGCGUCUCUGCUCAGAGCUGGGGUCUACCCAGAUAAAUCUGUAGGGAGCAACAAAACUGAAAAUGAUGAAAAUGGACAAGCAGAAAACUUUUCCAUGGACCCACAGUUGGAGAGGCAAGUGGAGACCAUACGCAACCUAGUAGACUCCUACAUGUCAAUAAUCAACAAAUGCAUCCGAGACUUAAUUCCAAAAACAAUAAUGCAUCUUAUGAUCAAUAACGUUAAAGACUUCAUCAACUCUGAACUCCUAGCGCAGCUCUACUCUUCUGAGGACCAGAACACUCUGAUGGAAGAGUCCGCGGAGCAGGCUCAGCGCCGAGAUGAGAUGCUCCGAAUGUACCAAGCCCUGAAAGAAGCCCUCGCAAUCAUUGGUGACAUCAACACGGCCACGGUGUCCACCCCAGCCCCACCUCCAGUCGAUGACUCCUGGCUCCAGCACUCCAGAAGGUCACCUCCUCCAAGCCCCACCACCCAAAGAAGGCUGACGAUAAGUGCUCCCCUCCCGAGGCCCACAUCUGGCCGUGGGCCAGCUCCCGCUAUCCCCUCUCCAGGCCCCCACUCUGGAGCUCCCCCAGUUCCAUUCCGUCCUGGCCCAUUACCUCCUUUUCCCAACAGCAGUGACUCCUUUGGAGCCCCUCCGCAAGUUCCAUCCAGGCCCACCAGGGCACCCCCCAGUGUUCCAAGCCGGAGGCCACCCCCAUCACCAACUCGCCCCACUAUAAUCCGUCCGCUAGAAUCCUCACUGUUAGACUAAACGAAGUGUCCGGCAUGGCAAUUAACCACUAAUGAUUUAUGCAAACGCAGCACAUUCGGUAACCUUUGCAGCUCAACCAUGAGUAGUCGCAUGUAUGGACCUCUAUAGGCAAGUAGCCAGUCUUACUAACGUGUUCACCAACUCAUCUUCAUUGCUCAUGGUAUGUCAGACCUUAGGGGUUUGACUCCGAAAACCUGCUAACCUGUAGAGAGGCUUAAAUAUGUUGUAUUGACCAAGGUAGUUUUAUACAGCAGUUCUAUACUUUGGUACCAUUUAUCUACCCAACAUAUAUCAGAAGUUGCUUUGGACGAGCUUUCUAAGCUGUCUACAGAGAAGUUUAUGAUGGUUCUUAACAGAUACAAGAGUGUGAGCUUGGAACCACACCGACCUUCCCCACAUUCUGUUUAGGGCCGCAGAAGCUCUGCUGUCUGAUGGUAACGCCACCCACCAUUCAGUCCGCAAUUGCUUAUUUAGGCUUCUCUCCCCCCUUAUUUCAUAGGACUGCUUAAAAACAAACAAAAAAAAACCCAAAAAAACAAAAACAAAGCAAGGUUCUUAAAUCAGCAUUGCUUAAGAUGGAAGCUUUUCAGGAGCCCAAGGCAGUCUGCGAAGGGCAAGUCCUCAGGGUUUGCCCUGGAGAGCCUCUCCUAGUGCUUAUGUGUUGUGCUUUGUGCUAGAAGCACAAGCAACAUCCAGGCAAAGCAUGAGGGGUUCUGGUAACUGAUUGGGUGGCAUGGGUAACUAACUCUGUUUAGUGAUUAUGAUUAUUAUUUUGGCCGAAAAAAGUUAAAUGUAUGGUAGCACAUGAUUUCUAUGGUUUAUAUAUAAAUGAUUAUACAAGAAUCCUUUAAAAAAAAAAGAUUUUAGUGUCUUCACCCAUUCCAGACUCCCUUAAAUCUUACAGCUUACUCUGACACACUUGCAUGACAAGUAUGGCCCCUGGUAUGGGAAGGCGAUCCAUCAGAGAUGCCAUGGUUUAAGAGCACGGCCCACAUGUUUACAGAUACAUCGCUCCAGCUCGCUCCUGAAAAACAACAUCCUUGCCAUAUUGAGCUGCAGAACAAGUCUGCAGUCUCUCGGAUCUCUAAACUUUACAAGAGCAGCCUAGCCUAGAGGUUAUUAGUUCAGCCUUGAGGCUAUGUUUUGAACAACCUAUGACCAGAUGGUUAGCACAUAGGAACCAGCUAGAAGCCAAAUGGAAUUCUGUCUGCUAACUGCACCCAGACGGCAGAGCGGGCUUUCACUGAAUUGUAGCAUCCCCAGACAUUAUUGCAUAAUCACAAAGGUAAAUCAGGUUUUACUAACUGCAACAUCUCCUUUUGAAGGCAGUCAACAUGAUUUGUAUGCAAACUUCACUUUAAUUUCCUGUGCAAUUUCUACCCAAAGCAAGUGGCUAUAAAGUAUGAUGUAAAAACUUUUAAGCAUCAUUUUAAAAAGUUUUUUUUUCCAAGUGAAAUGCCACUGCAUUGAAUUUAUUCUAAUGGGUUAGAUCCCACAUUUAAUUGGCAAAAAUUAGAGAACAUGCAACAUACAAAGGGGUAUUUUUCAACCUUUAAGUGACAUAGAAGAGCUCUAAUGUCUCUAAUUUUUUCCCUGUUGAAAAAAAAAUUGUGAAUGGAGCUCAUAUAAGACAUGCACAUUGUCUUUGAAAACAGUGUCCCAACUAAAUGGGAAAAAAAAUAAGCAAACGUUUAUAAUCAACUAGUGGGCAAUGAGGUCCUCCCACAAAUCUCUCCUUUCAGCGCCCCCUUUGCUUCUUCCUCUGAGUUCUCUAAAACAGGCAGCUAAGGAAAUAGAUACUUCAGGGUUUAGCUUUGUCCUUCCUCUUGCUUGUACAUAUUGCUAUAUUUCAAUUUUUUUCCUUCUGUUGGAAGAAACUAACUCAGAAAACCACUGGUGUGUUCUCGAAUCAGCACAAACCAAUGUCAAGGAAAACUGGGGAUUUGUCUCUCCAAAUUUCUUCCCACUGAUCCUAGACAGUCAUGAACAAUGGAAUGGCACUUGUCACUGAUCCUAGACGGUCGUGAACAAUGGAAUGGCACUUGUCAUCCUUAGCUCUUGCUUCUUGACCUACAGAUUCCUUGUCCCAAAUGUCUCCCCGUGUCAGGACAGUUUUGUUCUCAUUGCUACCGAGCUAUAUCUGGUGGCAGCCAGAAUCCCUUACUCCACCACCCCCUCCCCAGAAGUUCAACACUGAACUUUUCCCCCAGAAUAUUUUCCGACUGCUGCAGUUCAGAGGGUUUGCACUCUGCUAACAGCAGACACCAACAUGAACGAAGCCUGAGGUUUCACUGGCGUGUGAGGAGUGCACGUCAGGCCUCAGGACGGGAAUGUAAGCUUGAAGGACCUUCGCUUCCCACUCAGAUUCUAAUCUCUCAGUCAACCUCCUGGUCGAGGACACCGAGGUUGUCAGCACAAUAGAUGUAGUUUUAUCUUGUCUAGCAUAAUAAUAACUUUAAAAGGUGUUUUUAGGAUUUGAAAAGGUACAUGGUUGAUAAGUAAAAGCCAGCUUUCCUACCACAUGCUAACUUUUGCAUGCAGAUUGGCUAGCUGGAAUAACCAACCAUUUGUGGAUGGACUAUGAAACAGGAUCGACUUAGCACAGAUAUAUUUCCAAAAAUCAUCUACCAAGAAUACCUUCUUGGAUAUUGCCUUUAGGUGUGUUUUAUAACAUAGAAGAGCAGUGGGGUCUAUUUAUUGGCAAUUUCUCUGUUUCUGCAGAUACAUACUCAUUCUAUCCAAAAGCGUAACCAAACAGUUCCUGUGAUAUAAGCAUUCUAAAUUUAGAAUUAAGAGAUAGCCACAUAGAUUCACUUGUGAUUGUUAGACAGUAUCCAUACUCUAAACCAUGAGAUGGGACCUGACACCAGUCCGUGACAACUGUUGUUUUCUGUGCACUCGUUUUCUCUGCAUGUCUCUAGGAAUACACUAUGUACAUAGUGGCCACGUAUUUUGUGUCCUUUUGAGUAAGUAGGUUCAAAAGCAAUUACUAAAACGCCAUUAAGCAUGAAUGUGAUUUUAUGUGCAUCAUAUAUAUACACAUGAAUAUAAAUGUCAGUGUAAGCCUGUGCUCAGUAUGUAAGAGUAUGAAUAUAUUUUAACUGGGUUAAUAUAUAUGUUGGGAAGACCUGCCAUAAUAUGAUUAUGGUAGUUCAUUUUUCAUAACAUACAUGAGAAACACAGGAUCUCCUAACCCAUUCUGUAUAUAUUCUGAGGGGCACAAAGCUUAUGAUAACCAUGAUGACCACCAUAACUAUAACCAUGACAGAGUAGAGUGAUGUCUAUGGUCCUUUGCACUGAAACCCACAGCACUGCUACCUAAGAAGGCAUUACUUUUUGGGUGAGACUUUGAUUUUUAAAAAAUGUAAGUAAGAUUUGGAAGCUUUUCUCCAGGGUCUCUAGUUAGUAUUGUGUUAUCUGGGGAUUGUUGAGCUGACUCUUACAAAAAGCUAAGUUACUCUGUAUUGUCCUGAGUUCUCUUCAGUGAAGUUAAAAGAAUGCGAAGUCAGCAACACAAUGAAAGUAAUAGGCCUUUCUGAGCAAACCUGUUAAGACACGUGGGGGACAGGAUACUCAAUUCCUUGCUUGUUAUCUACUCUGUCAGGUAAGCCUUUGACAUUCGGGAAAUUGUGCAAUCACUUUAAAUUGAUGGGAAUCUCUGCAGGAUGAGUAACAAAUCCUAAACAGAUCUCCUAGCUGUCUUAACUCAGUGAGAGAUGUCUGUGUUUAAGAAGGAAGCAUGAGUUUGUAAUUUCACCCAGCACUAGUAGCUGUGAGCUCAGAGUUCCUGCGAAUGAAGCCAACUUUAGAGAAAUAAUGGAUAGUUCACCAGAUCCUUUAGUCUUUUCUAAAGAACUCAGUUUGUCUUCUAGAUAAUAAUAGGCUAUCUGUCUAGCUGAUGUGUUUAAAAUUACGUGGUGCUCUGUAUGUGAAACUUUAACAAUAUUUUUGAAGUAUAUAUAGUAUAUGCAUUGCUAGUUGUGUAUAUAUACAUACAUGUAGUAAAAUCUGUAUGUGUGGAGAGCAAGAGACAGGAGCCUCAAAGAAUCUCCUGUUUAAGAUGUGUUAGUACUGGUGAGUACUGGUGUUAGUACUGGUGAGUACUGGUGUUAGUACUGGUGAGUACUGGUGUUAGUACUGGUGAGUACUGGUGUUAGUACUGGUAUACUGGUGAGACUCCUCAUUCCACUGCUCAAGGGCUUCACAUGUGGCUCAGCUCAAGGCAUUCAUUUCAUUAUAAUUUUUACCAUUAAAUCCCUUAAACAUUACUCAUAAUGUUUUCAAUUUAUACAAAAACUACUCCAGUGUCUUGUACUGACUGCUGCCAAUCAGUGAAAAUGACUCCUCCCAAACCAGAAACCCUACCACUGUAACCUUGUGUGUUUGAUUUCAUGUGCACACUGCUUUUGUUUCAUGGGCUUGUAUGUAUUCCUCUUCUCUCCCCAUUCUGAAUCAAACUUCACCUCACCUUUUGUGUGAAUGGUUGAGUACACAGAAGUCAAAUCUUGUUUUCUCUGUUGAUUCUUUAACAUGAGCCAGAAUACUCCCCAUCGUCGUUUUUAACCACUUUGGGGAUUUCUUAAUGUUGGAUUAAUAUGGAUUCUGUGAAUGGGAUUUUUGAAGCAAAUUCCUAAAGCCUGUAUCAUUCUUGGAGGUCAUGUACCUAUUGUGAAAAAAAUGUGAAACUGUAUUUCUGAACCUGAAAUAAAUUAUUACAUUUGAAGGA
Molecule: messenger RNA, 7812 nt
Organism: Mus caroli (Ryukyu mouse)
Lineage: Eukaryota; Metazoa; Chordata; Mammalia; Rodentia; Muridae
Source: RefSeq, a predicted model, not a curated record